AUGGCAGAAGUCCCUUCAACACCCGAUUUGCUACGACUCUCUUCCGCGUUCUCCCGUGCCACGCUUGGCCACGACCACAACGCAUGCUCCACACCACGCGGCAGCUGUGCGCAGACGGCAGCACUAGGAGCCUUUGCUUCGUCUUCCACGUUGCUCCGAAUUAUGGCUCCACACUUCGAGACCGUCAAGUCGUUUGCGGACGUCCCGAUACAGCCAAAGGGCAUCGACACGGAUGACUUCCUUCUCGCAUCCGAUGGUCUUGUCGCCAUGUUCGAUCUUCUUGGAGCUGGGGUUUUUUCUUUUGUGCAAGCAGACUUGAAGAGCAACAUCGCGGGUGUUCGCGAGCGCUUCGUGGGGCACUACACACAAUCGACGUCGCUGGAAAAGCUGGUGGAGUACGAGCGGGAAGAAGGGGCGGGGAAACACGCCACGCAGUGCUUAGUGAGGCUUAUACGCGGUUUAUGGUUUACCCAACUCGCUCUGCAAACCGCGCAAGCCGAGCAUACUACCGCUCUCCACGCGUGCUUCCGCCGAGCGUAUGACGUUGUCCUUCGACACCACCACACCUUUGUCGUUCGGUCGGUCGUGCAAGUGGCCAUACGAGCUGUGCCCCGCCGCGACCACUUUUUCGGUCAACUGCGGCAAGGCGGCGACUCCGCGAACUUUGACGACGCGUUGGCGCGCUGGCUCGCGGGGCUGGACGCGCUCGUCUGCCACAUGAAGGCGUUUUUGGCGGAGGGGGGGUAUGGGAAGGUGUAG
This is a messenger RNA of Mycena indigotica, 759 nucleotides long. Its product is annotated as Glycolipid transfer protein. The coding region runs from base 1 to 759 and encodes 252 amino acids. The transcript has 6 exons. NCBI's taxonomy places the organism in Eukaryota, Fungi, Basidiomycota, Agaricomycetes, Agaricales, Mycenaceae. Gene Ontology annotation, molecular function: ceramide 1-phosphate binding; ceramide 1-phosphate transfer activity. Gene Ontology annotation, biological process: ceramide transport; intermembrane lipid transfer. Gene Ontology annotation, cellular component: cytoplasm; membrane; cytosol. The record is from RefSeq and is a predicted model, not a curated record.